Molecule: messenger RNA, 2614 nt
Organism: Vidua macroura (Pin-tailed whydah)
Lineage: Eukaryota; Metazoa; Chordata; Aves; Passeriformes; Viduidae
Gene: ATG10
Product: autophagy related 10
Exons: 8
Coding region: 79-768 (229 amino acids)
Biological process (GO): protein lipidation; macroautophagy; protein modification by small protein conjugation
Cellular component (GO): intracellular anatomical structure
Molecular function (GO): Atg12 transferase activity
Source: RefSeq, a predicted model, not a curated record
AGGAGGAGGAGGAGGAGGAGGAGGCGGAAAAAGAGGAGGAAAAGGGAAAAGGAGGAGGGGCGCACGGUGUCCUGUAGCAUGGCAGGUGAAGAAGACUUCUUUCUGGGGGAGAAAAGAUUCAAGCAGUGCUGUGAAGACUUUGUUAAACAUUCGCAGCAGAUAGGAGAUGGCUGGGAGUGGAGAACUAGCAAGGACCCUGGUGAUGGUUAUCUUAGUAAGACACAUUUCCAAGUAAGAAACAGACACAUCCCACCAGACCUCAAGGAGAAAAACAAUGAUAACACUGAACAAAUGUUAUUUGCACAAGUAGAAGAGCCCUCGGAUGACCCUCAGGCCGCUGGGGCUUGCAGCACAGAAGAAGUGGUUCGCUAUGAGUACCACGUCCUCUACUCCAGCAGCUACCAAGUGCCCGUGCUGUAUUUCAGAGCCUGCUUUUUGGAUGGAAGGCCUUUAACUCUGGAUGAAAUAUGGGGAAGUGUUCAUGCAUCCUACCAGGCUCGUCUGCAGGAGGGGCCCUGGGACACUAUUACACAGCAGGAGCACCCCAUCCUCGGGCAGCCUUUCUUUGUCCUGCACCCCUGCCGAACCAAUGAAUUCAUCUCUGCUGUGCUGAGAGGCUCACAGGAGCACCACAGAAACACAAAUUACAUCACACUGUGGCUCAGUACUGUAGGCCCAGUUGUGGGCCUGAAUCUGCCUUUGAGUUAUGCAAAACUGGCACCUGAGCAGAGCACAAAUGCUGCUGUGGCUGACAGAGCCAUGAGCUGAAGGACUGGGAGUGGUUAGGUGUGAUAAAGCUGCUGCAGACUUCCCUGGGGACGGAGUUGAAGGAUCCUUCCUGGCUGGUCAGCCACGCCAGAGUGGAAAUGGUUGCUCAAGGCUCUUUCUCUGGCCAGAACUCGCCACUGAUGAUGGUGGGAAUUGGCUGCAGCUGUGGGAGCACCUCCCCAGCAGCACCCAGGCCUGGCCUCCCCUGAAGUCACUCAUCUCCUGCCUCCCUGUGCCUCUGCCCUUGCUGAGGCUGCACACAGAUGCACAAGCCAGAGCCAGAGUUGCUGGAUCCACUUACCCCUAGAAAAUCUGCACCAUCUGUGGGGCAGAAAAUGCAGUAUAAACACAGAGGAAUGCUCGUGGGACGCGGCGUGAGCUUGUGGCAGCCAAGGGUGUGGGCUGAGGCUGCUUCACCUGGGAGCCACCUUCUCCACCAGAGCCUGGAGAGCGACCAGCCCGUGUUGCCCAGCGCACAGAACAUCCUCAUCCCGGGAAUAUCCCCCACACAUCACACCUCAGGGAGCAAACGGGGUCGGGGGCUGUCACAGACAGAGCCCUUGGAGCCUGCGCUGAGCGAGCAGGUCCAGCUCUGGAGCUCAGGUGCCUGGAGCAGCCGUGUGGGAACAUCUGGCUCUGCCGUGCUCCGCUGCCCGCCAGGGAAGCUCUCCGUGCCCCCGGGAGCUGCUGCUGUUCCCAAUUAGUGUUCCUCCUUGUAGCUGUGGUUGUUCACAGGUUUGCUCCCUACCCUGCACUGCUUCUGCGGCCUCCCCUGACAGCUGUUGGUUUUUGGGGAAUUGCCUGGUGGUGCUGCCACUGAGAACCAGAUUACGAGGAGCUUCCCUACAACCCAUCCUGGCUUCUCUCCCAGUCCCAUUUUAUUUGCAGUGUAAAACAGAGUCUGAGCAGCUGACACUGGAACACAGAUUUUACUCUGUGCAUUCAGCAAUUGUCACUUGCACGCAGAGUCUAGGGUGUGCCACGUCAGAGCUGGGAGUGUGAAAUGCAUCCCAGAUUCUGUUUUUUCAGAUUAUGUUUUUAACUUCCACUACUUGCCAUUGGUGGAUAUGGAAUGCAGAGUGCAGGCCUUCAAAUUCCAUGGGUGCGGAAUUUGUUUGCCAGACAUUUGUAAUUAAUAAUUAAAGCACAUUGUUUAUUUUGUUCUGUGUCAUAUCAACCUGGAAAGCCAUCUUCCCCAUGUAAGAUUUACAAAAUAUGGCUCGCAGCUACAUUGGUUUUUGUAACACUUUUGGUAACACAUGCUUGAUAAUUGCAUCCACAGCCCAUUUUUAAAUUUAAGUGAGACUUAGGAGGAAGACUCAACAAAUAGAGAUAACAGCACGUUUAAGAGCUGUUAAAUGUUCACCCCUGUUCUGUGAUCUUCACUUCUGAUACCCUGGAACAGUAGAAACACUCAAUCUUCAAAAUGUGGAAUUUAUGUGUAAAGGAAAAUACAUAUUUGUAUUUUACAUGGAACAAGUCUCAACACCCAUUGCUUUCUACCUUAAUUCACCAUUUGCAAAGAAAGAGGAGGAUUAUUUGGCCCGGGCAUUACACUGGGCUCAAACAGCGAGGGGACAGUGCAGUGUCUCAUCAGUAUCAGUGUGUCCCUGAAAUUUGCCUGGAAAACCAAAAUUCAGCUCAGUUAGUAGAAAUACAUGGAGGUUAGACAGAGGAACAAAUACAGGCUAACAUAAAUAUUUGGGAGAUAAAUAAGCCUGUUUGGAUAUCUCCUUUUUAAUGGCUGGGGUGGGAGGUAGGCAACCAAUUUCCUGUUUACAUUUAUGCCUGGAUGACUUAGGAUAUCUUACCUGAAUUUUUAUGCAUGAAAAUUAUAUAAUUAAAA